This is a messenger RNA of Ostreobium quekettii, 4143 nucleotides long. Lineage: Eukaryota; Viridiplantae; Chlorophyta; Ulvophyceae; Bryopsidales; Ostreobiaceae. The record is from the annotation of a GenBank genome assembly.
AUGGAGGGGUCGCCCGGAGGCCCGAAACAGAACAAUAGUCUCAACCCGACUUCGAACUCCCAAGUUAUGUCGUCCCAGGCGGCGAGGCCGUCCAUUCGUGGCCCCCCGGCCGGUGGCAGGGCCCACGACAGUAACGGCUCUCGACCGGUGCCGGCUGGUACUGGACACGCGGUGGCACGCCAUCAACCGCCGCCCGGCCUGUUGCUGCAGAGUUCGGGAGGGCGGGGGCGCGGCGGUCAGGUCGGCGCACCCAAUAACAUGACGCCGGCGGCAUUGUUUGCCAACCUGCUGGCUGCGCACAAUGUCGGCCACGGCCACGGUCAGGGGCUCAGCGUCGCGGGCGUCGGCGCGAAGCCCAAUUUCCCGCCGGAGCUCCUGAAAUCAAUAUCAGUAGCCGCACACGGGCUCCCCGGCGUGCACACUUCGAAGCAGAUGUCGAGGCCACAGACCGCUCUGCCGGAAGGAAGGUACCAGAGGACCGUGGCUGUGGCGGUGAGCGAGGGGGUUCAGGGGAGUGGGAAUGGGCCGCCCCUGGUCGUCCAGUCCAAGGCCCCUGGCCAGGCUCCCAGGUCCAGGUCUGGCCCGAAGGUUGACCAGAAGAACAUGCCAUCCCAGCUGGCCAGCAGGGUGCGGCAGCUGGGACUCCAGGGCGGCCUGCAAAGUGGCAGGACACUCCAAGUACAGGGUGUGAACAGUGGGCAGAGUGGCAACAUUGUGAUAGCCCCGUCGGCCCCCGCCAGUCACAGCGGCCAGAGGGAGGGCUUCCCCCUGCCGCAGGACACAGGCCGACAGACCUUGGCCUCUGCAAAUAGUCUUGCCAGGACUUUGGGGCCCCUGAUGCAGCAGCAGGACAGACCAAACCAGAGGACCCAUGGCGUGCAUGUGGGCUCGACCAUGAGCACACCCCCAGCAAAGGCCCCACAGCAACGGGCUAAUGUGACCAGCGCUUCACGGGUACCCACGAGCGUGGCACUGAAUCUUGCCCCCAUGAUGCUGAAAGGCACAAGCAGCAGCGCCAACCUGCCAGGCAACUUGACGCUUGUGCCAUCGUUCCUGGUUCAGAUGCCUGGUGGCCAGUUCCGCCUGGUCAACUCCUCACCCUUCUUGGGCCUCAGGGAGGAGGGGCAGGGAGCCCCAAGCGAUGGCACGUCAAACGUUGGUGACAAAGGGAAGCAGAGUCCUGCCAUGCCGGCCACCAUCCAGCCAAUGUCACGGCCUGAAGCAAAGAGCAGCAAAGCAAUCUCUUCCCCUACAGCUGUCCAGCUGAGCAUGUCAAGACCUUUCGGAAGGACUGUACCAAUGGAGAGGCCCCAAAGACUGCCCAACGUAAUUACAACCAUCCCACAGGAGGCUAAGGCCCAACAGCCGUUCCAUUUUUCAGCAGCAAGCUUGGGCAUGAUGAAGUCAGAUGCAGGCACCCCAAGGGCACGAUUCCCUCAGAGUUACAGGGUCAAGGAGCCAGCUCUGUUGCGGAGGAGGACACAACAGGAGGAAGAGCAGCAUGGACUGGCAGCAGUGGCAUCACCAGUUACGCUGAGCGGAACAAGCAUGAAUGACCGUGACCAACAACUGGUGCAUGGCCAUAAUUCGGAAGGGAACGUGUCUGACAAGGAGGACAAGGACAUGAUAUCAGUGGCGGAAAGCCUGAAAGACCUGUCCAGCAUGGAGAUGCGUCAAGCGUCAGACAGCCCCCCUCAGCAGGCAACAGGCACACCAGAAAGGGAGGCUGCUCACGACGUGGACAGCACGAGUUUCAGCCACAAAGAUAGGACUGGGGAAGCCAGCGACAGAUCUGGUACUGGUACCGAUGCGUUUUCUGGUUUGGAUGUUCUUAUUGAUGCUGCAACAAAGACAGAGGGGGAAUUCUUUCGCAGCCUUUCAAAGCCAUCUGCCAGCCGUGGAAUUUCGAAGCGUCGCCGUGGGAUUCAUGGCCCAAUACAUAUCUCUAGAAGCUCCACUCCAGUUGCUGACAGCAUCCCCAGUGCUUUCAGGCUGCACCAUCGAUACAUGGGCAUCAGCAUAGUAUUGCGCAGUGGAAAGUAUGUGGCACGCUGCCGGCACAAGGGCGAGGCAAUAGAGAUAGGCCAGUUUGAUUCUGCCGAGAGUGCAGCAAAGGCUUACGAUCGCACGAUCCUGGGUCUGAGAGGUUGGGAUGCCCGCACUAACUUUCCCAAGGAGGACUACAUGAAGUUUGAGGUGGAGAACACUGCACGUGCAUUCAAGACUAAAGAGAGCCAGAGGAGCAGGGUGGGAGGGCGCCGGAGGAGGGAGUCAUGGUCGCCAUGGGCAAGGGCAGCACAGACUCUCCUGGGUCCAGAGCGCUCAGAUGCAAGCACGUGUGCGCCCAGGUCAUUGAAGCUUGGGGAAGCCAUGCCAGAAGCACGAACAGCACAAGUGCAGCGCAUGAUGACGGUGCUCAGCCAACUGAGAAUGCAGAACCCCGUCGUGUUUGACGAGGCCCUGGCCAAAGUGCAGAGCGCAGCUUUCAGUGGAGAUUCCAGCGCUGUGCCAGCCGAUGCACCCAACGGCCAACCCCUCCCACUGCUGCAGGACAUCGAUCAGCCAACCCAGAACAUUGAGGAGACCCUGAAGGCGGUCCUGACCCGUGUCGAGGUGCUGCAGAAAUUGGUGGCUUCUGGGAACGGGUCUCAGGAAGAUAGGAUGUCACUGGAGCAGCACAGGUAUGCCGCAGAGGUGCUGCAGAACAUUCUGAACGCCAAGACAACGAGGCAGGGGAAUUGCGCCCAGACAUCGACGCCCGGGGCGCUGGGCAGACCGAUGCACAUAAAGAGCGAUCCGGACACUUACUCUGCCGCCUCCGACCGAGGUGGGGAGCCGAGCUGGAUAGCCCAGCCAGGGGUCAGCCACGGGCAGUGGAGGAAGGGCGGUAGCCAAGCUUUUGGUUUCGACCGCGAUGGUGGCGACGCACGGGUCUCCGGCCCAUCGAGGUUCGCCGCCCCAGGGGCGCGUUGCGCGAAUGAGGUCGGCCAUACGGGCGCGGGGUUCGGUCUGCUGCCUUUCCAGCCGACGCGCCUGGCGGGCAGGAAGAGCUGCCAUCCGUCGGACGCGCCGGGCCGAGCGUCCGGCGCCGCCAGGCCGCUCGGCGGACUCGAGAAGCUGGGCGACCUGUCCGGCAAGGUGCAGACCAUCCUGUCCGGCGGCUCCCUGCGCCGGCUGGGCCUGGACAACGGCAGGUGCCCGCUGUCGCCCAAGGUGCCGUCCCGCCGGCCGCUGGCCGUGGCGCGGAGGUCCGCCCGGAACUGCCCGCGACGGGACACGGACAUCUGGGUGAUGCCCUCUCUGCGCGGCAGGGGUGCGCGGCGGCCAACGGGAUCGGGCCUAGGCCGGUCCACCUUUAUUGACCCGGACGCGGACGACGCCGAGGAAGAGCUGGACGACCGCGCUCGUCGCGGACGAACAGUGUAUCGAUACGGGCGACGGACCGUGCCCAGGCGGACCGUGGGGACGGGCCGUGGGCGCGGGAGGGGGUACCGGGGUCGAGGGCGGGGCCGCGGGGCCCGCCGCGGCACCGGCAGGGGCCGCCAGAGGAGAGCAGUGGCGAUCGGUAGUUGGGAGACGCCGCCGGUGGGCGGCCAGGGGAAGAAUGGGGAAAUUUGCGAACUCGUUGGCGCCCGUGAGAGCGACGUGGUGAUUGAGGAGGUGGCGGAGGCGCUGGCGUUCAUGAGGGAGGAGGGUGGGCAGGGGUCUCGGGACCACGGCGGCGAGACGCGACCGUCAAAAGAGUCGUCGAACGGGCGGCGCGAGGAAGGGGCGGUGGGUGACGUGAGGGUGGAAGCUGCGCGGCAGGUGUGCGUGGAGGAGGGAGGUGCCACUGGCGGGGAGGGGGGAGAGGAGGAAGAGUGGGAAGAGUCGGAAAGCCUGGCGCCGCCCGCGGCCGGCCAGCCCGGGGUCAUCGGGAACGAGGAGCUGAAGCGCUACAGGGAGAGCUUGGGAUGGGGGAAGCUGCUGGCGUGCUCGCUGUGGCCCAAGAAGCGUGGCGGGGGCAUGCUGGCCAAGUCGUUCGACGGCAAUUACAAGGGGCACGGCCACAGGGUGAUGCUGUUGGACGUGAGGGACGAACUUUUCAAGGGCGUCGGCAGGGGCGGUGGGGAUGACCCGAUCAGUCAGCAGGCGGGCCUGUGA